Molecule: messenger RNA, 2083 nt
Organism: Ostrinia nubilalis (European corn borer)
Lineage: Eukaryota; Metazoa; Arthropoda; Insecta; Lepidoptera; Crambidae
Product: clavesin-2-like
Exons: 1
Coding region: 85-1077 (330 amino acids)
Cellular component (GO): membrane
Molecular function (GO): phosphatidylinositol bisphosphate binding
Source: RefSeq, a predicted model, not a curated record
CGGUGCGCAGUCGGCCUCGAGCUCCGGGCGGCGCGCGCGCAACCACGCCACUCAGUGAAAGGCGCAUGACUCACACCUGCCGCCAUGAACGAGUACGCCGAGUACGACUGGAAACUGCACCAGAUGCAGAAUGAACGCCUCUGUGAAGUCGCCAGGAAACGCCUCACCGACGGCGACAAGCAACGAGCACUCGACGGCCUGAAGGAAGCCGUCGAUUCUAGUCUCAACCUCGCCCUCCGCGACAAAAGCCGGUGCCAAGACGACAACUUCCUGCGGCGGUUUCUAUACGCGCGUAAACACGAUGUGCAACAAAGUUUCGAGCUGCUAGUGCGAUAUCAUCAAUUCAGGCGCGAUCAUCCAGAGCUCUGGGCUCCUGCCGAUGGCGGCGUGCUGCGGGCGUUGGCGGACGGGCUCCCCGGCGUGCUGGCCGAUCGUGACCGGCGCGGGCGCUGCGUGCUCAUCAUGUUCGCCUCCAACUGGACGCCUCACGCCUGCUCCCUGCUCUCCGUGCACCGAGCUCUCCUCCUCACCCUGGAGCGAGCACUCGACGAUGUUCAAAACCAAGCCAACGGCUUUGUGAUCAUCGUGGACUGGACUGAAUUCACCUUCAAACAAUCGUGCAGUUUACAAGCAAAAAUGCUAAAGCUGAUGAUCGACUGCUUACAAGACUGUUUACCCGUGCGGUUCAAAAGUAUACACUUUAUAGGUCAACCGUGGUACGUGGAGACAGCGUUGGCCGUUACAAAACCAUAUCUGAAGGCGAAAACGCGGGAACGGAUAAUAUUGCAUGGCAACAACUUAUCAACGCUGCACGAUUCCCUACCCUUGGAUAUUCUUCCUGCUGAAUUGGGAGGAGAAGGCCCCUCGUAUAACUCAGAACGAUGGUUGCAAGAGUUCUGUCGAGGAGACAGUAUAUGCCCCACGCCUGUGGCACCUACGGCUACAGCUGCCCCGGUAGAGAACGACCCUCCUUGUGCCAAACUGGACAAAGCUUAUAAACAAAAGGACAAUCCAAAUUUCUCGUUCCAUGGAAAUGAGAAAAGUGCAAAAUCAGAGUUAUUGCGUGAUAAAGAUUGACAUUAUAAUCUAUCGUUGAUCGCAACGUGGAAAAUGGACAGCUCCAAGGCUGGUCACGGUUCCGUCCCCGCGCAUCGCUGCAAUACGUGCUGUGGGCGCAUUUUGUGAUAUCGAGUGUAUUGUUUAUGCUAAUUUAUUGUCUAGAGACUGUAGGAGGGUUAACGCCUCACUAGAAAGCGGUAUGAAUAUGAGUAAGUGCAUUUAUAUGGUCUCGGAUUGGAGCAUCGCGGCAUCGCUCGGAUCGUUAGUAUUCGUUUCGGUUGGUGGCUAUCUAAUUAGUGAGUCAGCCAGGUUUUAUGGCUGGCGGGUGGGAGGCAUCCCCCGCGCUGCGCCGGCGCAUGUAACGGUGCCGAGCUCUCGAUUCGCGCAUCCGUCCGACUCGCAGGCGCUGGAUUCUGCUCAACCGAUGCAUCUUUGUACAUCGCUCUCAGCUUCUGUGUUACUUUACUCUUUUAAGUAUUUAUUUAUAAUCUAACCAGUACUUGUAGUGAAAAUAAUAUCUCAUUAUGAAAUAGAUACAUAGUAGCUUUGAACAUGAGGCUUGCUGCGCAUUUACUAUUACGUUAAGUCUAUGUUUGGAAAAUAAUACCACGCUGAUGCGAAAUAUUUUAAUAAUAAGUAUCUAUUGUAUUCCACUCUAAUAACGUCAUACCUACGUCCCGUGUAUUGUGUUAUUGUACCAUCGCAGUUGAUAUUUUAGACGGUCCUAUUGUAAAUUUAUUGAGUGCUGCUUAAUGUAAUAUUUAAAGCUCUCAUUUCAUUGACUUAUAAGCUCUCUCCUAGUUGAAAGUCCUAAUUUAUUUUCUUGUAUCAUCUCAAAAUUGUAAAUAGACAUACGACUGCUGUGACAUUAGACAAUAAUAAGAUAGUUCCAAUAAAAUAAUUCUUAGAAACUUAUUUGUAUCAGUGAUUGAACUGAACUUGAUGUAAAUACGCAAACAAUUUUGACUGAAAAGUUCUUAUAAAUUGAUAUUAUAAUUUACAAUAAAUAUUGAAUGUAACUAGA